Molecule: messenger RNA, 1479 nt
Organism: Fonsecaea multimorphosa CBS 102226
Lineage: Eukaryota; Fungi; Ascomycota; Eurotiomycetes; Chaetothyriales; Herpotrichiellaceae
Exons: 2
Coding region: 1-1479 (492 amino acids)
Source: RefSeq, a predicted model, not a curated record
AUGCCCCCCAAGCUGCCACUUAUUCUCCGACCAACAACCAAAGUUCUCCGUGAGCAACUCCACCAAUUCGAGGCGGCGGCGCAAGCACUCCAGCUCGAGCGAGAUUCACUUGAAGACCGACUCAGAGGCGUCCAGGAGAGAAUCAACUUUAACGACGACAAAAUCCGCGGCAUCAUGAAUGAACUCGACGACAGACUCUUCAAGGAACAUCGUUCGCAGAGUCAGCCCGACUUUCAACGCAGAGUCAUUGGUGACGACUUUGUCAUCGACGGUAUCUGCACCAAGAUGCACGGCAACCCAAAGUUGAAGAGUGCGAUAGAGGCAAUUAGCCAGAACCACGGGACAAUUGCCGACAACAACCUCCUGCUCAUGGCGAUAUUGACCGAACUGAGUGGCGAACCUUAUUACUUUGCUCACAACGUCGCUCUUCGUAUCGUGGAGUACAAUCAAACCAAAGAACAGCAGCGUCAGAAAGUCCCUGUUCUUCCCAGCUUCACAUCUGCCUCACCGGCCCCCGUCAAUCCGUACUUACCUGCCGUUGAGGCCACAGCUGCCCAAAGCCCGAGCAUCCGAGUAGCCAGAGAUGCGUCCGUCGUCUCAUUGCUCUCGCCCUCCAUCAAGUCCGAGAGUAGCUCUUCCGCCCAUCCUUACAAUGGUGCCAGUGCUCUGCCAACCCGUGCUGCAUCUGCCCUAGCCAGCACUCCUGGCCUAUUUUCUUCGCCGGUUGCGACCACUGCAAUCCCCCCAGCAGAUCGAGGAAGUGUUAUCGCACACGGAAUGUCAACUCUUCAGAAGAGUUUCCCGGGAUUUCUUGAGACAUUGAAAAAACCCUCAACGACCCGCAUCCCCAAGGCCCCGCCUGCGGCGGCUGAUGCUGGUGCUACUGCGGGCGCGAAGCGUGGCAGGGACGAUGAAACAACCCCAAGUCCAGGUGCAGUCAAACAAGGCAAGAAGGCCAGACUCGAGAAGGAACCAGCCAUCGCGCAUACCUUUGUCAUGUUCAUGAAACACCUCGAACAACUCCAUCAGACCAGCCAGGACAUAUCCGAAAUCCUCAAAUGUUCCCGCUGUCACGCCGCCAAGCGCGACGUCCGAGUCCUCAACUGCCUGCAUUUGUACUGCCAUCGUUGCAUCCUUCAGCUCCGAACUGAAGCGCAAAAGGGGGACGCGAUCCGGGGCUUUCAGUCAUUCUGCGUGAAGCCUGGCUGCGAGCAAGUUGUCAGCGGCAAGACAACCGUGAUUGAUGGCGAGAUCAUCGAAUUCUUGGAGUGGUACGACAAACAGUCGCCUGCAGUCACAUCUCUUCCGGCACAAAUCAAUGUCCUCAGCUCUGCGGCGGCCAAGUAUCCCGAGGACGACGAUAUCAAGCGCAAGUUGGAACAAACGGAGAUGCAGUACGAAGCUCUUCAGGCUAACGCCGGAACGGACAUGACCUGCGAUCUCAUGCAGAUUGCGAAGUUGGCGAGGAAGCCUUACUGA